Larimichthys crocea (large yellow croaker) is the source of this 1101-nucleotide messenger RNA. Its product is annotated as ADP-ribosylation factor-like protein 3. The record is from RefSeq and is a predicted model, not a curated record. The transcript has 6 exons. The coding region runs from base 130 to 678 and encodes 182 amino acids. Gene Ontology annotation, molecular function: GTP binding; GTPase activity. NCBI's taxonomy places the organism in Eukaryota, Metazoa, Chordata, Actinopteri, Sciaenidae.
GACACCCAGCUGUCACGUUGUUUACGCUGACGUCACCGUUUCGCCUGGCAACAGAACAUGUAUGGUUAGGAAGAUGUUAAUCCAAUUCAGCCUGAGCAGUGGCCACAACACCAACACCUGAGGAAAAACAUGGGCCUGUUGUCGAUUCUUCGGAGGCUGAAGCAGGCUCCAGAACAGGAGGUGCGCUUGCUGUUGCUUGGCCUGGACAAUGCUGGCAAGACCACUCUGCUCAAACAGCUGGCAGCCGAAGAUACCAGCUACAUCACCCCCACACAAGGCUUCAAUAUUAAGAGUGUCCAGUCAUCUGGCUUCAAGUUGAAUGUUUGGGAUAUUGGAGGUCAGCGCAAGAUCCGCCCAUACUGGAAGAAUUACUUUGAGAACACAGAUGUCCUGAUCUAUGUGAUUGACAGCUCAGACAGGAGAAGAUUUGAAGAAACAAGUCUGGAGCUGGCUGAGUUGUUGGAGGAGGAAAAGCUCGCUGCUGUGCCACUGCUAAUCUUUGCCAACAAGCAGGACCUGAUGACAGCCACCCCAGCGUCUGAGCUGGCAGAAGGUCUCAAUCUGCACACUAUCCGAGAUCGCAUGUGGCAGGUCCAGGCCUGCUCAGCAGUCAGUGCAGAGGGAGUGCAGGAUGGCAUGACCUGGGUUUGCAGAAACAUAGCAGUUCGGAAGAAAUAAUGCCAGAAGCAAAAGAUCUGUGAAGAAUUGCAGUUGCACUUUAACCUUGACCCACCCAGUCACUUCAUGUUCAGGACGAGGAGGUGACAGAAUGUAUUAUUAGUAUUAUUACUAUCAUUAUUACUAUACUCUCUUAACUUGGCUGCAUUCAAAUAUUUAGAACAAGUAGACAUUGUCAAUACAGUGAUUCUCAUGUUACCCUGUCUAUGCAUGUCUUCAAAUGUAUAUACUGUAUAUAUAAGGCCGUCUCAUUUAAAAUGAUUUUGUAAUGUGGUACUUUUAAUGCAGGCAUGUUGGCAGUAACUGAAUAAAACUGACUGCUAUGUGAAGUAUGCCUGUAAGUCUCUCUGGUCAAAGCUAGAGGGCGGCCUUGCACUGGUGUUGCCUCUCAGGGCUUAAUGCCCAAUUAUUAAAUCCUCUACU